Molecule: messenger RNA, 1507 nt
Organism: Branchiostoma floridae (Florida lancelet)
Lineage: Eukaryota; Metazoa; Chordata; Leptocardii; Amphioxiformes; Branchiostomatidae
Exons: 4
Coding region: 271-1113 (280 amino acids)
Source: RefSeq, a predicted model, not a curated record
GUACCCAUCGACAUCACGGGGUCAAAGGGAAACAUCGGAAGGUACAUCGAAGGUUCAUCCCGACCAACGCAGUGUUACAGAUUCCACAGCAGGGUGUGCGUCGUGAGUUUUGCAACCGUCUUUCUACUUAAAUCCGUAUAUAUAGGGUCGUCAAACGUGUAAUUUAGAGAGAGCAGAGCGUAAGAUUCCAGAAGCCUUGCAGUGGAGCAAGAGACGCCUGGCAUCUGUCAACGUGCGGUUUAGAACAUCACAAGACGUGUACGACCAAGAAUGUUUUUCACAUUGACGAUUCUGGUGACACUCUGUGACAGUGUUCUCGGUGAUGGCUACAUGUUUACAGAGGAAAUGUAUGACAAAUGCUGGACGGAGGUGUACUUGUCAGCCGACAGGGCGGGCUAUAUCACAUACCACCGGGCCGGGCCGUAUCCGCCCUACAAAGAGUGUGCCGUCAACUACUACACAGACUCGGGCUACGUCAUCAGUUUGGAGGCAUUUAACUUGACCGGCAUGCCUAGUGACUGUUCCGAUUACAUAUUUGCGUGCAAUGAGAAGGAUUUCCUGUGCGACACAGACAGCAGUUCGGUGCACUACUGUUGGAGAGGAGUUCACUACAGUCAUGACGUGUCCUGGGGACAGAGCAUCACAAUCCGCCUGUUCUCGGACCACUCCACACAGGGGGUCUACAGUAUCGAGUACAGAGUGGAAGAAGCUAAAACAGACAGCGACACCAUCGUCUAUAUUGUAGUGGGUGUGAUCGCCGCAGUGUGUGUCGUUGUCGGCAUCAUCUGCAAAUGCUGUAGAAACGACGAUGACGAUCUCCCGCCUUUAAAUAUUCCCCCAGUUACUACAAGAAGCCCAAAUGCUUCCAUGCUCAGGAACGCUCGCCCGUUAAUACCAGAAAGAAAUUCAACGGAAUUUGUCAGUCCUCCAGGACUUGUUUACAUCCCGCCAGCAGGAUAUCCCUCCGCGCCUGCCCCAGGUAACCUUCAGUGGUAUGACCUUCAGGAACGAAGCAGAGCGCCGCUUCCACCGGCUGGUCUUGGACAGGAGCCACCGCCACCUCCGUACGAUGAAGCACUACAGAUGCCAAGGAAACAACCUACAACGUCAUAGGACGUGCAUACAACAUUGUCAUUGAGGACAGACAUUGACUGCCAACUAAUCUUUUUUCUGAUAAAAAGUCACAAUCGCCUGCACCUUAGUCUCACAGAAGUGGCAAGAGAGUAAGGAUAGAUAAACUUUCUUCAAAGACUUCGAAACUACCCCCCCCCCCCCAUAAAAUAAAAGCCAGCACCGCUUGAAGUCUGCGGAGGCGGCUUAGGCCCAAUUUACACUUGUACAGAUUCAAGAAACAAGUGUAAAUUGGGCCUUAUGAUAGAGAACUCUUGAAUAGUAGAGAUAGCACGGGACACGCGUACGUUUGAUUUUUUCUACAACUUUGGCUAUCUCGUCUUUUUUUUCUUUGUACUAUUCUUCAAGUGUACGUCAAUAAACUUUUAACUACUGG